CUACACUCCUCCCAGAUUGCGACCGACUGUUGUUUAAUGUCGAACGCAUGCAAAGUGUCCGCAUUAACGGAUGUGCUUUCAACUCCUCCCCGUCUGCGACCGGCUCUUCUCGCCGUUCAUGUCGAACAGUUGGCUUCAACAACAGAUGAAAUGACCAACUAUCGGUUUGCCAGGAUAACUUCCCCUUCACUGUAGUCAACCUUACAAUGAAAUCUGGCACUUUGAAAACGAGAUCCUCUUACCUUGACGAACUUUUUUCGAAGUUUUCGUGAGAUUGGAUGACAACAGUUUGAGGAAACCAGGGCGCACCAGAAGGACACAUUAUGGCAAUAUGUGGCAGACGGAGUCGGCCCAAGUUCAUUCUGUACGUUCUCGGGGCGUUUGUAGUGGGAUAUUUAGUGUUUCAUAGGAACACACACAGUGACGUCGGACUGGCGAGUCGAAGAGAAGUCACAGUUCAGGAGCCCAAAAAUCUGGACGAGGAAUUCCUGAAGAAACCUGUUUACGAGAAGCCUCCUCUAGACACAAAUGCGUUGGGAGAGAUGGGUAGAGCUGUUAAACUGGACCUGAAUGAAGAAGAGAAGCGAGAGGAGGAGGAGAGCAUCAACAAACACCAGAUAAACACUUAUGUGAGUGAUAGGAUAUCAUUACACCGCAGGCUGCCUGAAAGAUGGAAUCCACUAUGUAGAAACCUGAAGUAUGACUACCUGAGCCUGCCGUCAACAUCAGUAGUGAUAGCCUUUUACAAUGAAGCCUGGUCCACACUACUGCGGACUGUGCACAGUGUCUUGGAAACCUCGCCGGACCUGCUGCUGACUGAAAUCAUACUGGUGGAUGACUACAGUGACCGAGAUCAUUUAAAGGAGCCUCUAGAGAACUACAUCGCCAAUCUCAGAAAGGUGCGUCUGAUCCGUGCAAGAAAGAGAGAGGGUUUGGUGCGAGCGCGGCUCCUGGGGGCGUCCAUUGCCACAGGAGAAGUGCUGACCUUCCUCGAUUGCCACUGUGAGUCUCAUGAAGGCUGGUUGGAGCCUUUACUCCAGAGAAUAAAGGAUGAGCCUUCAGCUGUGGUGUGUCCAGUGAUUGAUGUUAUUGACUGGAACACCUUCCAGUACCUGGGCAACCCUGGAGAACCUCAGAUCGGAGGAUUUGAUUGGCGAUUGGUGUUCACAUGGCACACUGUCCCAGAACAUGAACAGAAACGAAGAAGUUCUGCCACUGAUGUCAUCAGGUCUCCUACAAUGGCUGGGGGGUUGUUUGCAGUCAAUAAGAAGUACUUCCAUUACCUGGGCACAUAUGACACAGGAAUGGAGGUGUGGGGUGGAGAGAACCUGGAGUUCUCAUUCAGAAUCUGGCAGUGUGGAGGGAGUCUGGAAAUCCAUCCUUGCUCUCACGUUGGUCACGUCUUUCCGAAGCAAGCGCCAUACUCGAGAAGAAAGGCCUUGGCCAACAGUGUGCGGGCGGCAGAAGUCUGGAUGGACGAAUUCAAAGAAGUGUAUUACCAUCGCAGCCCACAUGCUCGUCUGGAAGCAUAUGGUGAUGUGACGGACAGACGGAAACUCCGAAUGCGUCUCGGCUGUAAAGAUUUUAGGUGGUUCUUGGAGAACAUCUACCCUGACAUUCAAGUCCCAGAGGACAGGCCUGGAAUGUUUGGCAUGCUGAAGAAUAAAGGAAUGGUCAACUACUGCUUUGACUACAACCCACCUGAUGAUCAUAAUAUGGCCGGUCACCGGGUCAUUCUUUACUCCUGUCACGGCAUGGGACAAAACCAGUUCUUUGAGUACUCCACACUCAAAGAGAUCCGUUAUAACACGCGGGACCCUGCAGGCUGCGUCAUGGCUGACCCGGUCUCCACGUUCCUCACCAUGAAUCACUGCAGUAAAACCAGGGAAGCUGUGCCUGAAGACCAGAAGUUUCUGUUCAGAGAGGACGGCUCUUUCUACCAUGUGCAGACGCAGAAGUGUGUUGAGGCAGUACCCCGGACUGACACUGGGAGCCCUGGCCCUGCUCUUCGGCCCUGCUCCGACUCAGACUUCCAGAAGUGGUUCUUUGAAGUGAGAACAUAGUAAAGGUUCUCUCUACACUCUUCACCUGCACUACAGUCAAAGGGCAUGUCAUAUGUGACUUCACACCAGCUUAUCAAGCAUUCCAGUUCCUCCGUUAAGGAUUGCUAGUGCCUUUCUGCUACAUGACUUGCACAGUAGUAUGUUUAAUGAAUUAACAUAUUCGAUUUGAAAAUUUUGGGAUAGUGUAUUCAAAUUCAUCAUUCAUAAUAGAGUUGUUCAGUUUGUAAUCCUAAAACCCUGAGAAGAGCGUUCCAUUUUCAUGCCAUGAGUGUACUCUAAAAUUUCGAUGUAAAAUAAUGUAUGUGUGCUACAACAUAAUCUGCUGUUCAGAAGUUUGGGGUCAGUAAGAUUUUAUUUUUAAAGAAAAUAUUAUUUUUUUACUAAGAAAGGAUGCAUUAAGUUGACCAUAAGUGACAGUUAAGAAAUUAAUAAUGU
Carassius auratus (goldfish) is the source of this 2498-nucleotide messenger RNA. RefSeq names its product polypeptide N-acetylgalactosaminyltransferase 12-like. The transcript has 10 exons. Gene Ontology annotation, biological process: protein O-linked glycosylation. The coding region runs from base 324 to 2063 and encodes 579 amino acids. NCBI's taxonomy places the organism in Eukaryota, Metazoa, Chordata, Actinopteri, Cypriniformes, Cyprinidae. Gene Ontology annotation, cellular component: Golgi apparatus. Gene Ontology annotation, molecular function: polypeptide N-acetylgalactosaminyltransferase activity. The record is from RefSeq and is a predicted model, not a curated record.